This is a messenger RNA of Hydatigera taeniaeformis, 1386 nucleotides long. The record is from the annotation of a GenBank genome assembly. Lineage: Eukaryota; Metazoa; Platyhelminthes; Cestoda; Cyclophyllidea; Taeniidae.
AUGAGAUUGAGUAGUGUGCUGGAUGUUCGGAAAAUUUACCCUUUCGGGCGGUCUGAUUCUUGGUUUAGGAAGGAUCAAUGGCUUAGGUUUGCCUUUGUAAGUUCCCUUUUUGGCUUUAAACUUCGGAAUUUUAAUUCUGACACAUGGUACCUCCAGCUUUUUCGAGGGAGAACGGCAAGAUGCUUUCGUCUAGCUCAUGUUCAAGUUAUCAAAGCCCUUAUGCAUGUGAAAACGGUUCGGAGAACCAGACGUCGUGACAUGUACAAUCUGUGGAACGCAAGAAUCGAUCGCGCCUGUAAGGAUCAUGGUCUUCCCUCCUCCGAGAGUCUUGUCGAUAUUGCGAAGCAGUACCAUUUGGAUGUGGGCUGCCACGUACCUCAUGCUUCGCCCCCCUCGGGACCUUUCGUUUCCCGUGACGUGGUAGACGAUGACUCGGGACUUGGUGAUCUUAUUAGAUCAGUAUGGAAUCAAGUUCGCUUUGGGUGGAGUUUCUCCUUGGCACCUCGGCUUCUGUCUGAUCAUCCUGCCAAUUUUCUUGGCAAAAAAUAUUUUGAUUUGUCCAGUUCUGAAGUGAAGCGCAAUGCCAAUGAUGAGAUGAAAGCGUUUUUGACAGACUUUCAUUCUCGUCUGUGGUUCACCUAUCGGGCUUCCUUUCCCCCCCUUUCAACUGCUCACCCAAUCAUCUGUUUGCUUGAUUUGCCGAACGGUGGGCUUCUUAAUACCACUGCUGCUUUGCGCGCCCAUCUAAGGGGCUCGGUAACUGAUUCAUCUUCUAGUCCUACAACCACCUCGAAAAUUCCCCACUCUACUCGCGUCUCUGAUUGUGGCUGGGGUUGCAUGCUCAGAUCAGUUCAGAUGAUGGUGGCACAGGCGCUUCUCCUCCACUUUCUCGGUCGUGAUUGGAUUUACAAACCACAUAAUGGGGCUUCGACAGAGGAACCAACAUCGCGUAUUCAUCGACGCAUUAUUCGGUGGUUUGCAGACUCGCCAAGCAGUCCUCUCUCCAUCCACCGACUAGUUCAGGCUAGCGGUUCUCCUCCAGGUACUUGUUUCGGUCCAGCAGCCGUCUGUCAGUCCCUUCUUGUUGCGAUGGCGUGUGCUGAGGAGGCUGCUUUGAAGGAAGUUGAAGUAUAUCUUGCUCACGAUCGAGUAAUCUGCAACGAGGAGGUACUCGCUUUGUUUGACGUAACGUCUCCAAAUCUCUCCGAGGCGGGUGUACAGAACUCCACAUAUCGUGACGCUCAAAACCGACAAUCAGAGGUGAAUGGCCCUCCGGAUUACAUCUCCGAUCCUUCCGCAUCACUACUUGGUGUGUUAACUGGCGUUUCUAGUGCAAGUUACUUGUCAUCUCUCACCUUUCUCGUAACUUUGUCGACGGCAACGUGA